UUUCUAUAAAAAUAAACAUUUUAAACUCAACCGGAUUUCAAAACUCACACUUUCUCGCCGGCCCCAUUUUUCCACUUUUACACACCAAAAACACACACUAAAACACACACACAACGACAGUUUUCUUUGUAAAACACACCAUUCUGAAACAAACUUUAUAUUUUCGAGUACCCUUUUUAGAGAAGAUCAAAACCCAGAAAGGAAGUGACUGAAAAAAAAAAUGGAGUCGCCGGCGCCGGAAAAGAUGGUGAACACGGUGGGUGUACGGUCAAAAGUGACAGAUAUGAUAAAAGGGUGUUCAUUAACAGGAAUAAGAAUACCAAAAGAGGAGUUAAGAAAUAAGAUUAUAAUGGCUGAAUAUUUAAGAUUUGCUAUACGUGAUUGUAUAUCUAAAAAAGAUAUUGAUGCCGGCAAACGUCAUCAUGACGUCAUUAAUGGGGGUGGUAGUAGUUGUAGUGAAUGUCCUUUGGUUGUUUUUGUUAACAGUAAAAGUGGUGGUAGGCAUGGACCAGCACUUAAAGCCAGAUUGCAAGAUUUGAUGGGUGAAGAACAGGUUUUUGACCUUAAUAGUGUGACGCCACAUGAAUUUGUUGAGUACGGGCUGGGUUGCUUGGAGAAGUUUGCUGCCCUUGGAGACAAUUGUGCAAAAGAAACUCGCGAAAGAUUGAGGGUUGUGGUUGCAGGAGGUGAUGGAACCGUUGGUUGGGUUCUUGGAUGCCUUGGAGAGCUUCACAAACAGGGAAGGAACCCCAUACCACCAACAGCAAUUAUACCUCUUGGUACAGGAAAUGACUUAUCCAGGAGUUUUGGUUGGGGUGGUUCUUUUCCUUUAUGCUGGAGAGCAGCCAUAAAAAGAACUCUUGAUAAGGCCACUUAUUCUCCAACUAGCCAUCUUGAUAGUUGGAAUCUUUCAAUAUCCAUGCCGUCUGGUGUAACUUUGGAAACCCCUCACUCUUUGAAGCAAACAGAGGAGGUUGCUCUUGAUCAGGAUAUAGAAGUUUUGGGCAAGUUACCCGAGAAAGUUUCCUGCUAUCAAGGAGUAUUCUAUAAUUAUUUUAGCAUAGGAAUGGAUGCUCAAGUGGCUUAUGGUUUCCAUCAUUUAAGGAAUGAGAAACCUUACCUUGCUCAAGGUCCUAUCUCAAACAAGAUCAUUUACUCUGGAUAUAGCUGCAAACAAGGGUGGUUUUUUACGCCUUGUAUAGCUAAUCCUGGUUUGAGGGGAUUGAAUAAUAUUUUGAGGUUACAUGUUAAAAGGCUCAAUAGUUCAGAGUGGGAACUCAUCCCUAUCCCAUCAAGUGUUAGGUCUAUUGUUGCCUUGAAUCUUCAUAGCUAUGCAAGCGGAAGAAAUCCAUGGGGUAAAUUGAAACCAGAAUAUAUGGACAAGAGAGGCUUUGUUGAGGCUAAUGCUGAUGAUGGCCUCCUAGAAGUUUUUGGAUUCAAGCAAGGAUGGCAUGCAUCAUUUGUGAUGGUUGAGCUUAUAUCAGCCAAACAUAUAGCACAGGCUGCUGCAAUUCGAUUUGAGUUAAGGGGUGGAGCAUGGAAACAAGCUUUUAUGCAGAUGGAUGGAGAACCAUGGAAACAACCAUUGAAGAACGAGUUUUCAACCUUUGUCGACAUUGUAAGGGUACCAUUCCACUCAGUCAUGAUCAAUGGAGGGUAAUUCUAACAGAUAAUCUUAUGUUUCAUGUUUGGUAAGUAACUAGUGUAAAUUAAUUCUAUCAUUGAAUUGCUGGUAAAUUAGUAGUGUUCUAAUUUACCCAUUUGUUAAACUGUCUUUGCUAUUGCCUUAGUUGUAUGAUGCUGUAAAGUAACCUUCCGAGAGGAUGGGUCCGAAAGCUAUAUAUGUAGUCUUAUGAUGUAACUGGUUGCUUGUGACGUGAAAUAUGUCGAAACUCUUUAAAUAGUCAUUACAUUUAUUUCUAUUGUCGAUA
Messenger RNA from Erigeron canadensis, 1931 nucleotides. Its product is annotated as diacylglycerol kinase 4-like. Lineage: Eukaryota; Viridiplantae; Streptophyta; Magnoliopsida; Asterales; Asteraceae. The record is from RefSeq and is a predicted model, not a curated record. The transcript is spliced from 12 exons. Bases 221 to 1660 code for a protein of 479 amino acids. Gene Ontology annotation, molecular function: ATP-dependent diacylglycerol kinase activity.